CUCGCGGACGGCUCGUUUGAUUGACAGAUUUAGUAUCAGCAUCCACGAGUCGCGACAGGCCCUGUUGUUCGAGUGUGCUCGUGUUGACGGGCAGUCGAGGCGAGCGCUGGGAUGCAACGAGCUGACAGUUCGCUCCUCGCCCUGACAGCUAGUGGAUUUGUUUGUACACCGCUAGCUACCUACUCGCCACCAGCGCUGAGACGGUCGCCUAUCACCCAACCAUCCAGCUCUGACCACUGUUACGCAACCCUCUCUCCUUGGCCGUAGGAAGAGCGCCGGCCACAAGUCACUGGCGCUAGUUUUUUCCCUCACAACAAGCCGACAGUUGCACGCCUAUUUCCCGCAUGAUCACGAGGGACGCGCCAGCGAACAUACAGACAGACGAGUGGCACCCGUGUUACUUAUCCUUCACUCACUCGUCAGGGCCCCAGCACCAGCAGUCAAGUGUGUGUGUGUGUGUGUACAUGUGUGUGUGUGUGUGUGCUGUGUCAGCCAGCCAGCCAGCCGCGUUCUACACACACACACAAUAUCUUAGAACUCCUUCUUCAAGUUGACAUGGCGAGUACACAGAGGAACUAACCAUGUCUUCCAGUUUCGGGGUUCUGAUCACGUGUUCCUGACGUCACUGGGUGGUCCGCUCUGCGACCCCUGGAUUAUCUACCACAUCGUCAUCGUCAUCGUCGUCGUCGUCGUCAAAGUUGUCAUCUGUCAGCGAAGUCAAGGUUUUGUCCACGUGUAGGUCACUCUCAUGUUUCCGUCACGCCCACUAAGCCCUCUGUGAGAUUCUGAGUUCAAAGUGUGAAGAGGCAAGUUUCCGCGAGAAAUAAUAAUUUUAUUGUUCUGUAAAGAAAUAUUCUGAUUGGUUCGUGGAAGGAAAAUCGGCGGUUGUGCUUCGCGGUGAAAUCUUCAGCGUCGUGUUGGUGUAUUCACGCUCAUCUUCAACAACAACAACAGCAGCAGCAGCAACAACAGCAGCAGCUUCAACUUCAUCGAGUCAACGAGACGACGCCAUCACCACCACAACCACCGCCAGCAGCAGCAACACCAGCAGCGUGAAAAUCCUGUUGUGCUAAAUCUCUAGCGGCUUCUCUCGUUCCUGUUUUUGUUUUAUUUUUGUAAUUUUUUUUUCUGCUUCUCCUUACUGCUUCAAGUUUGGAGUAGCCUGUCCGUGCGUCCAGCAAUCUGUCAACAGAUACCGUCUGGAACCUUCGACCUGUUUCCACCAUCUCUCGUGACGUGAACGUCACGUGAUAAAUCACAUCGCCAGAAGUUCUAAAAUCACGUCACCACGUGAAGUCCUUUUAGUCACCCACAGCCCGUACAGAUAUAAUAUCAUCUCUCGUGUGUGAGUGUGACGACGUCGUCCAACGUCACCGUCACGUGCAAUCAGUGACGUCGGUCUGUGACGGCCACCGGUAGCGUGACGUGCGCGAGUGGCGUCGGUCCGUGACGGCCGAUGCCGGUGGUGUCCGAGAUGUCAUCCUCCUUGCAAUAUGACGGAGAGAUCCCGGGUGGCUACGGCUCGAUGCACGGUCAGAAAAGCCGCUCUUUUCCGCAAACCGGGAGUUAGACAGUUUGAUGAUUCAAGCCAUACAGGUUUUACGCUUUCACCUGCUGGAAUUGGAAAAGGUCCACGAGCUGUGUGACAACUUCUGCCACCGGUACAUCUCCUGCCUCAAGGGUAAGAUGCCCAUCGACCUGGUCAUCGAUGACCGUGAGGGGGCGGGGUCUUCGGCCACCACCUCCACCCCGUCCGGCCCUGCCAAGACAUCGACCACUGGCUCCUCGCUGGACGCCAUAGACCAGGGCUCAGAGAACAGCAGAGACCAUCAGGUCUUCUCUCCGGCAAACGAUCAUAUUUUUGGGAGUGACAAAAUGCGUCCACCGUCCCAGAACCUGAGCUUCAGCCAGCAGGAGGACACACAGUCGUCCCGGUCCGGAGACACGCCUGUGCCGGCUAGUCAGGUCAACACAAACUCCAGUCAUAAUGUGGAGAACAACAGCGAGUCAGGUGAUGGCCUGGACAACAGUGUGGGCUCUGGGGAAGGCACGGCGGACGAGGACGAUGACCGGGGCUCCAAGAGGAAUAAAAAGCGCGGCAUUUUCCCCAAAGUGGCCACCAACAUAAUGAGGGCGUGGCUCUUUCAACAUUUAUCGGGCUUCAAGGCGGCCAUGACCUCUACGACCCCAUGAAGGCCGGCUACUCGCACCUUGACACCAGUCAGCGUUACGACAUGUUGGGAAUGCAGAGCAUGCACCGUCCGGACAUGUACGGCAGCCCGCCCUCCUCCUACGCCCAGAUGGCCCAGUUCUCGCCACCCGUUCACUCCCAGGCCAUGCUCAUCCCAGGACACCCGCACCACAUGAUGAUGGGCCACGGAAACCCGGCGAUGGCCCACCACGGCAUGGCCAGCGCUCAGAGCCCUCCCCUACACAUGGAGGGCAUGGGUGGCCACAUACAGGACAUUCACGCCGGCUAGUCCAACAGGGGGCACUCCUGUACCGUCCCCCCACCCACCCACCCACCCACCCCCCGACACCCACCAACGCCACCACGAUGACUCCCCGCGCUCUCUUCCUAGUUGUUUGUCAAGUCACGUGGGGGUGUAAACGGUGAGACGUUCACGUGAAAAAAAAAAGUAAAUGAUGUUGUCAAAUUGAUUAUAGCAGUUGGUCGAAAGAGGUUAGCCGACUUAGGAAAAGAAAUGGUCACUACAAAAUGUGGGUUGUGUACAAGAUGUUUGACUCUGGCACUUAGGACUCGCAGCGACAACCAUGCCUCGACUGUGGAUCCCUUCCUGUUGUGAACUAACCUCAAUAUCGGCGCCGUACUUUGUUCUGGUCAGUGUCGCUCACGCCAGGCCAAUAUCUUGUGCACGUGCAUGGAGCCAUGCGUUAUCUCUUGGUGGUGCACACACACGAUAAGGAGGGGGGGUGGGGGAUUCACUCAGUGACCACAUCUUCUGACACCUUCCCAGAGUUCCAGAACGAGGAUCAGCACACAUGGCGAUGUACGCUGGCUCCGAAGUCUAAGUCCACAACUGUAACUAUGAACGUGGUUCUGACAUCUUCUUGGCGGACGCCAGACACUGACCUUCUAAUGGGUCCUAAGUGGUCUCUUGUGUGUUUCUGAUCAAACAUCACAGUUACUGUUACGUCACUACCGUGCCAAAGUCGCGUUACAAUGACGUCACAGCACGCCCAGAGGUUCUCCGGGCAGGUCAGACUGACUGUCACUCCCACUGUCGUGUCUUAAGACAAAGAGCGGACACAGAACUCAGUCGGCUCAGAGAGCAAGUCACUUCUGAAACAUGACUGAAUGAAAGCGAUAUUUCCCUGCAGGUUCGAAGCUCUAUUUUGUUCCAAUCUAUUUGGAUUUCUAAAAGAUGUGUUUGCUUCAUCACACAUUGAGACAGUGGGCAUGGUGUUGUUUCAGAUCAAGAUCACGAGACUGGAAUCUUGGAAUACAAACUUCUUCCCAACUUCUCAAGAAGCGCAGGUCUUCAGAGAACAAGCGGGACGUCACUGCUACGAGCAAAUCCUUGACACAGACUGCACAGGAGCUCUAUGCUAUGAGGACUCAAGAGGUUCUCAAACUGGACAAAUACUUACGCACUGCUCGUUUCUAGCGAAAAGAAUGGCAUCUGCCCUCACAAGUUUAUGUUGGAGUGAUCCGAGAGAAGCCCUUCCGGGUUUCCAGUGGUUCUGUAACAUGUUGGUUUAAGACAUUCUGCGAAAAAAAAA
Messenger RNA from Aplysia californica (California sea hare), 3744 nucleotides. RefSeq names its product homeobox protein Meis1. Gene Ontology annotation, biological process: embryonic pattern specification; positive regulation of transcription by RNA polymerase II; animal organ morphogenesis. The record is from RefSeq and is a predicted model, not a curated record. Gene Ontology annotation, molecular function: RNA polymerase II cis-regulatory region sequence-specific DNA binding; DNA-binding transcription activator activity, RNA polymerase II-specific. NCBI's taxonomy places the organism in Eukaryota, Metazoa, Mollusca, Gastropoda, Aplysiida, Aplysiidae.